GGUUUCUUGUUUUUGUAUGACAGAAAUCGGAUUGAAAGAACUUGACAAAGAUUCCUCACAGCCUUUUAUUCGGUUGGUUUCCAAGCUUUGCUGUGAAGCUGCUGGUGUGGCUGAAGUACACGGUUUCCCGGGAACCUUGCCACUUACCUUAAGUAGACGUCAUAUUGAUAUGAUUUGUCACAACGACUAUGUUUUGUUAGAAAAAAGUGAUGGUACUCGUUAUUUCUUAUUGAUUUUGGAGAACCAUGCUUUUCUCAUCGACCGAAAAUAUUCAUUUUAUCCUAUCGUACCCAAACCACCAUUUCCUUUACCCAACGAAGCAAUGAAUUCCACUGUUCAAGAACAUCACGAAACCUUGUUGGACGGCGAGUUAUGUGUCAAUUUGGCUACCGAUACUUGGGAAUACUUGGUAUAUGAUGUGGUUGCUAUACAAGGAGACCAUCGAAUAGGACAAAAGAAUUAUCGCAGCCGCAUGUUGGCAGUCGAAGAUUGGGUUGUACGCCCUCGCUUAUUAGCUGCUUCCACUGCAGGAAGUUUGCGAAUUAGAAUCAAAGAUGUUUACGAGAAAACGGAAAUUGAUCGAUUAUUUUCAAGAAUAUAUAAGAACGAGGAUCGUGACUAUGUUUAUGAGAACGGACAUCGUUUCGAUGGUUGUGUCUGUAAUCGAAACGAUGGUCUCAUUUUUACUCCUGUUCAGUUAGCUUAUCCACUAAAGAGUUGUUCAGCAUUACUCAAAUGGAAGUAUCCUUUGUACAACUCUGUGGAUUUUAUGUUGUUUAUUGAAGUAGAUGGAGGUAAUGAGGAGGAUCCGAGAAAUAUUCACACCUAUUUGGGAUACAAAGGAGACCGUGGAGUAGUAAGAUAUCGAGAAGUCUUCUUUCCAUCCAGUUUGAAGAAAAAGUGGGCCGAGUCACGUUUGGAACAUCAUGAAAAGAUCAUCGAAUGUUCUUAUGACCGAAUGGCUGGAGAAUGGAGGUAUUUGCGACACCGUACCGAUAAAACCACACCUAAUUAUUCGACGACUGUUAUGGAUACUCUGGAGUCCACUGCAGAAUCUAUUACAAGGGAAGAGCUUAUAGAUCGCAUUAAAAAGAACACGAAAGCUACGAAGCCGACCCUAUCACAAAGACGACCAUCUUGGAAGGUAUUUGAACUUUUUGUGGAGUUGCCUUAUAUGAAUAGCAAUUGUUUUUUAGAUAGAAGAUGACGACCUCUUCAACGAUAGUAACAAUCCAAAAUAUCGUAAAACCACUCCCAUUU
This is a messenger RNA of Galdieria sulphuraria, 1260 nucleotides long. Its product is annotated as mRNA guanylyltransferase. NCBI's taxonomy places the organism in Eukaryota, Rhodophyta, Bangiophyceae, Galdieriales, Galdieriaceae. The coding region runs from base 17 to 1207 and encodes 396 amino acids. Gene Ontology annotation, biological process: 7-methylguanosine mRNA capping. The record is from RefSeq and is a predicted model, not a curated record. The transcript has 4 exons. Gene Ontology annotation, molecular function: ATP binding; mRNA guanylyltransferase activity.